Messenger RNA from Cottoperca gobio, 3385 nucleotides. RefSeq names its product olfactomedin 1b (gene olfm1b). Gene Ontology annotation, biological process: signal transduction. The coding region runs from base 426 to 1883 and encodes 485 amino acids. NCBI's taxonomy places the organism in Eukaryota, Metazoa, Chordata, Actinopteri, Perciformes, Bovichtidae. The record is from RefSeq and is a predicted model, not a curated record. The transcript has 6 exons.
UGUGUGUAGUCAGUGGCACUUAAUCACAGAGCGCACCAAGGCAGGAGGCGGACCGUCGGGCGUGAACGAAAUAGUAACGGUGAACCGGAGAGGCAGCAGUGUGCGGGACAACGCAGGCAGAGGAGCUAUCCAGAGGACGUUUCCAGCAGCUGCUCUCGGGUUUUUCCCAUUCUUUCCCUUCCACUGGAGCAAGUGUUGCAGUUGUAUCACCGUCCCGACACUUUCGUUCAGGUCGUCUCUAUCGCGUCCGACUCCCGUGCUUCGUUGGAGAUGUCCAAAAAAAGACCAGCCGAGCCGGAGUCCCGGGUGAAACAGCAAGCCGCACUGGGCAACAUGACUCGCCUCUCUUGUUUCUCACCGGAGUCUGUAGAAUGAAGACGGCUUAAAAAAAAAAAAAAGCGGGCAAGUCCAAGCAGCGCGCAAAGAUGUCGGUGCCUUUGCUGAAGAUCGGCGUCGUGCUCAGCACCAUGGCCAUGAUUACCAACUGGAUGUCGCAGACCCUCCCCUCUCUGGUGGGGCUCAAUACUACCAAGCUCACAGCGGCACAGGGAGGGUACCCAGACCGGAGCACAGGAGUGCUGCCAGCGAACCCAGAGGAAUCGUGGCAGGUGUACAGUUCAGCCCAGGAUAGUGAGGGAAGGUGUGUCUGCACUGUGGUGGCGCCCCAGCAGUCCAUGUGUUCACGGGAUGCCCGCACCAAACAACUGAGGCAGCUGUUAGAGAAGGUCCAGAACAUGACCCAGUCCAUCCAGGUCCUGGACCAGCGAACCCAGAGGGACCUGCAGUAUGUGGAGAAGAUGGAGGUGCAGCUCCGUGGUCUGGAGACCAAGUUCAGGCAGGUGGAGGAGAACCACAAGCAGAACAUCGCCAAGCAAUUCAAGGCCAUAAAAGCGAAAAUGGAGGAGCUUAGACCGUUGAUACCAGUGUUGGAGGAGUACAAAGCCGAUGCCAAAUUGGUAUUGCAGUUUAAGGAGGAGGUCCAGAAUCUGACGUCAGUUCUAAGCGAACUUCAGGAGGAGAUGGGGGCCUAUGACUACGAGGAGCUCCACAACAGAGUGUCAAAUCUUGAGGAGAGACUCCGAGCAUGCAUGCAAAAAUUAGCGUGUGGCAAGCUGACGGGCAUCAGUGAUCCCAUCACCAUCAAGACGUCUGGAUCCAGGUUCGGCUCCUGGAUGACCGACCCUCUGGCUCCUGAAGGAGAUACGCGAGUCUGGUACAUGGAUGGUUACCACAACAACCGCUUUGUGCGAGAGUACAAGUCGAUGCAGGACUUCAUGACGUCGGACAACUUCACGUCUCACCGGCUGCCCCACCCGUGGUCGGGAACAGGUCAGGUGGUGUACAACGGCUCCAUCUACUUCAACAAAUUCCAGAGCCACGUCAUCAUCAAGUUCGACUUCCGCACCUCCUCCAUCAGCAAGUCCCGGCAGCUCGACUACGCAGGCUUCAACAACGCGUAUCACUACGCCUGGGGCGGCCACUCCGACAUCGACCUGAUGGUGGACGAGGGAGGCCUGUGGGCUGUGUACGCCACCAACCAGAACGCGGGCAACAUCGUCCUCAGCAAGCUGAACCCCAACACGCUGCAGAUCAUCAAGAGCUGGACCACCAACCACCCCAAAAGGAGUGCCGGCGAGUCUUUUAUGAUCUGCGGCACGCUCUACGUCACCAACGGCUACUCAGGAGGCACCAAGGUGUACUACGCCUACUCCACCAACUCCUCUACCUACGAGUACAUCGACAUUGCCUUCCAGAAUAAGUACUCGCAUAUCUCCAUGCUGGACUACAACCCGCGUGACCGAGCCCUCUAUGCCUGGAACAAUGGCCACCAGGUGCUCUACAAUGUCACACUGUUCCACGUUAUCCGCUCGGAAGAACUGUAACCACGGACAAAUGGAAUACAUACAUAAAUACAUAUUGUCUGUGUAGAGAUCUCCCUAUAUACAAAAAUAUAUCUGCGAAAGCAAAAGACUAAGGCAAGACCAUUCUAUUUAUAAUAUCAAAUAACGUUUACUGAGAGACUGCAUCAAAAGUGAAUGCAAAGUGGAUUGAAUGUGCAUAUACAUGACACUGAAAAAAUAAGUACAAUUGAAGGGUUUCAUUCCAAAAUGUGAUAUUUAGAGAAAAUAAAUGCUUUAUCAGUUAACAUCACAACAUCCCAGGUGAUCGCUAAUGAAACAGGACUGUUUUAUAUAUAAAAGGUCUCGAUAUAACUUUAACAGUUACGCAUAGUAGACUUUAUUUUAUAUCAUUUUGUUAGUGGUAUUUUGUUUUGGAAUGAAACUCUUUAAUUGUUUGCCGCAUAGAAAAAUGAUUGUAAAAGUAGACUUAUAUAUAUCAGAUUUAAAAGAAUAAGAACAGAUGCCAAAAAAAAUAUCAUCACGCCUUUUUUUUAUAUUAUGGAGCAUCGACCUAAGCUCGUCCGUGUGGCUCUGGAUCUUCUGCAGAAAUCCUCCCGGCUGAACUUUUGCUUUUGGUCAAUGGGGGUCCAGAAAGGAAGACUGUCGGUGAUGAACUGUUGGAUCCCCCCCGGGUUCCCAUGGACAGACAGAGACGUGGGAGCUCAGAAGACUUGACGGCCUAAUGGGCGCGCUCUGUCAUAUCGUUUUUAUCAAGUACAGUAGCAAAUCAAAGUCUGUAGAGAAACAGUAACGACAUCUCCGAAAAGACCUGAAGGCACUGACUGUUGACAGCUCUGUUGUUUGAGAUGAUUUCCCCGUGUUAGUGACUCUGUGUGAAAAAGGCUUUCUUUGCAUGAGUGUUUUCUAUCACUCCGGUCUGCUCUUCUGAAUGUCUUUUGCUGUAUGAUACUAUAAAAAAGGAGGGAAAGCGGGAGGGGAGGGGGGGGUGUAAGGUAGAAUACCUGUGGGAUUUGAGGAUUUGCAAAGAUCUUUACUUUAUUUUCCCGCUUCUUUCUAUUUACUUGUUGUUUUGUUUCUUUUCUGUUUCUUUACAAUUAUUUUCCCUUUUUCAAAUGUUCUCGUAUCACUGUAACUGUUGGCACUGGGGUUUGCGUCGCUGUAUUUGUUUAUUUGGACUGCGUGGGAUGAAUCUAUCUAGCUCACAUCUCUCAGAAGAAAAAAAACAAAAAAAAAAACAGAAUGUAUCGAGUAUUGUAUCCUGGGAACCAGGUCCCCCUAAUCUUCAAUUCACACCAUGCGCCUGUAGUAGGGAGAGUUGUUUUUAUUUUCAGAGGAUAAUCCUGUCUCAUGUCAUGUCCCCCCCCCCCCCCUCACACUGCUAGUGAAAGAUAAUGCUGUUUAAAUGUAUACCCUUGCAGAGGACAAAAGCUUUUCACUCUUUUUGCGCUUUGCUGGACAUAUGUUGUAUCUGAGAUGAGAUAGUUAAUGAUUCAUGUCAAUAAAACAGAGAAAUCUGCUGCUCG